CGAAGCAAUCUCUACCUUUCUUAAACUGAUACGCGCUUUUGUUGGAAUAGAGGUAUUUGGUGUUCAACUUGCUAGGUCCUGGAUUAUAUCGAUUUUGAUGCACCUUCACCUUCAAGAGCUGCAGACGUUCGCUUUUUAUUGUUGGACCACAGGGGGCCGACCGCUCACACUAGCAGAUACUUCUGAAACGCGGUACUAUUCGUAUCCCAUCCCCGUCGAAAAGUUCGGCCAUGGUUUUCCAAGUUGGUGACACGGUGAAGAUUCACGGACUGGCGAACCGUGUGGAACUGAACGGGAGGACGGGCAGAGUGGUAGAAGCCGAUGAUUCACCGCCUGUUUCCAACUCUGGUAACGCAGCAGCAUCUCAUUCGCCGGCGGGAGCUGGAGUAGGCCGUAGGGUGACUGUUGCUGUGAAUGCAAGUUCAUCGUCGUCGAGUUCAUCUGUUUCGGGUUCUGGACGAGGAACAACUGCCGCGGCGCAAGAACAGCAGCUUUUUCAGCACGUUCGGAUUCGAGAGGAGAACUUAAAAGAGGUGUUUGUGCUGAAUCAGAAACAGACUGAUCCACUUUCUGAUCCUCGUGGUCGUGGUCCUUCGCGAUACCGCAGUGCUUUCGCUGGCGACAGCACGACUACAGGUCCUCGUACAGCUCCUUCGCAAGACGACGGGGGUGCAAGCGCAGGCAAUUUUUUCCCUUUCGAGAUGAACUCCUCUCCGACGUCUAUCUUUUCUACGCUCCUGGAUCAGUUCAUGCCAUUCAAGUUUCUACCCGGAACUACCAAUGACGAUGCGCACACAGCCAGUCGUUCUGAUGCAGAACAACAGCAUCAAGGGACGACGAGAAGGAACGACAGAAAUGGACCUCCAAGAGCCCCACCUCCCAACUCAAAUCAAACCCCGCACUACAACCAUCGGAGGUUUUCCUCCCUGGCCCGGGAAAACGCCCGCGCGGAGCUGAUAAAGCAAACAAAACGGAUAUGGGAGUGUCAGGAGUGAAAUUGACAAAGUCGAAAUAACUUGUAAUGCAUAAUAUCGAUUCCAGUUGGAAGCCCAAUUUCCAAGCGGUGCAUGACAAAUUUUCGGAGCACCGGAAUCCAAUUUGUCAUGCUGUUUCGGCACAGAAGAAUGCUCCCGUAGCAGCUCUAUCCCAAACCCUAAAUAGGCUCACAAUCUGCCUCACUUGGCAUCCCGGCAUGACAGGCACCUCAUGCCUUGCUUUUUCUGCAUGACGAAUCAUUUUUUCAACUUUGUCGAUUUCAAACCUGACACUUCCAUAACGGACCGGGUGUUUGGUGCUGAUCGGGGUUUGUGUGCUCGUUUACCUUUGGUGGAAUUGGGACGGAAUCGUGUUGAAGCACAAGCAGAUGAUAUUACAAUGAAAAAUGCCUCCUCCCCAUAUCAAAACGGAAAUCUGUGAUGCAGAUUUGUGGUCACAAAUCAGGUUUGUGAUGCUAGAAGGCAAACGAUGCGGACUGUAGUGCUGUCUAGCGUGGGGAAGCCUUGCAGCUCCAGGAUGACAGGAGGCAGCUGGAAGUGGCAAGCAGCAUGACAGAUUACCUGCAAUUUAGGCCGCAGCUUCGUCUCUUGGCCUUCUAGCAAUACAAGCCGAUUUGUGUACUCAAAUACAGCACCACAAAUUCGCGCAUCUUCCGUUUCCGAUAUGGGGUGGGGGCUUUUUUCACUUUGAUAGAUGAGAGAAGAGCAAGAAAGAAGUAGAUCUUCAAGGGAAAUAAACUUGUACGGACGUCGGAGCAGCAGUGGUGGAAAAAAUAAAGGGGGUAGUAAAAAAUCAUCUGCAAAUGAGAUACCGGUAGAGAAUCUUCGGGCACAAAAAGCUGCUGCGAAGGCCGAGGCGCUGUCCAAGAUGAACCGGAGGAAAAACAGGGCUGAUACAACUAGAGGAGAACAAGACAACAGCGGAGCGGGCGCGAGCUGGGAUAGUGAUCAUGUUGAAGUUCUUGAAGAUGAUGAGGAGAAUGAGGAAUAUGUUCAUGUUGAGAACAACAAGUACACCGCCAGCGCCAACCACAACGAAAAGAUUCGCAGUCAAAACCGCCGCUUGGGCCGGGAGCAACGCGCUUCUUUUAGUGAAGAUCCAGUGCCCGAGCGGCCGGGCGAGCAAAAGGGAACAGAGAGGACCAAUGGGACGGCGCCUUUAUUUUCCACCUGGUUUUUCUUUUCUGAUGCAGGCACAGGCUCAGGCUCAGCCGUCAGUGAUUUGUACUUCACGAAAUACGAGUCGUUGAUAAAGAAGUCGCUCUUCGUGCUCCUCGGGCUGUACCUGUGCUACUCGGCGAAACUGCACCAGCAGGUCUUGCAGCGGCUGAACUUUUUGCAGCUGCUGUUUUUCGUGCAGUUGCUGCUCCAAUUCUUCUGGGGCACGAACAGCCUCUUCCGGUUAUUACAGUGAAAAGUGCCCCCCACCCCUGACAUGGCAAAAGUUUGUGAUGCGAAGUUUCCACCAAAUGAAAACUUUUUGCCAUGCAUGACAGGAGUAUGAAUCUUUCUGAUGCCGAGUCUAGGCGUGUAUCGCAUCGCUUGCAUGACAAGCGCCGCUCUUGCUGGGGUCUUUUGCAAUACAAAUUUUUGCUAUUCACGAUUGGAAACCUGUGAUGCUGAUAGGUGCACGACGGCGAAUGUUUCAGUUGGAAAGGUUUGCAAUACAAAUGCUCCCAAGUAGAUCGAGGAGGGGGCAUUUUUCAUUGUAAUGCCGGUCGCUUUUUCAGAACAGCUUUGGAGGUUUUGGGAACUUCUUCCACUGGAGAAGCGCGGACUCGAGGGUGCAGUUCUUCUUUUUCCGGUGAGAGGGAACGAAACAAGGUGGGUACGACGGGGGAAGUGGUGAUGAAUGCGUGGUGGCGCCGGAGGUUGAUGUGCUGCUGAUUAGUUCAGAAAGUAGAGAAUGCAAGCACGACACGACGAGAACUCUUCUCCAGAUGAUCGUCGCACGACCGAAGCCGAAGAUUUUUCCGAAGUAUGAUUGUCACUAUAGCAAAAGAAAAAACAACAGAAACCCGCAUGAGAAACAUCCUGAGCAUGGCAAAGUUUACGGUCCUGUAUGUAAGGACGUUUUUACUUAGGACAGUG
This is a messenger RNA of Amoebophrya sp. A120, 3086 nucleotides long. NCBI's taxonomy places the organism in Eukaryota, Dinophyceae, Syndiniales, Amoebophryaceae. The record is from the annotation of a GenBank genome assembly.